This is a messenger RNA of Arvicola amphibius (Eurasian water vole), 960 nucleotides long. Its product is annotated as taste receptor type 2 member 123-like. Gene Ontology annotation, biological process: detection of chemical stimulus involved in sensory perception of bitter taste; sensory perception of taste; G protein-coupled receptor signaling pathway. NCBI's taxonomy places the organism in Eukaryota, Metazoa, Chordata, Mammalia, Rodentia, Cricetidae. Gene Ontology annotation, cellular component: membrane. Gene Ontology annotation, molecular function: bitter taste receptor activity; G protein-coupled receptor activity. The transcript has a single exon. Bases 1 to 960 code for a protein of 319 amino acids. The record is from RefSeq and is a predicted model, not a curated record.
AUGAACAACAGCCUAUGGUUUACUUCUGCACUUACCUUAUUUAUAGAAAUAGUAACGGGAACUGUAGGAAAUGGAUUCAUAGCACUGGUGAAUAUCAUUGACUGGGUCAAGAGAGGAAGGAUCUCUUCAGUAGAUCAGAUCCUCACUGCUUUAGCCUUUUCCAGACUCAGUUUUUUGUUGUCCAUGCUCAUUUUUAUGUUGAUAUUCAUACUGUGCCCACAUUUGUUUAUGGCUUUAGAAAUGCUUAUAGUGACUGAAAUUGUUUGGACAGUGAAUAACCACUUAAGCAACUGGCUUUCUACAUGCCUCAGUGUCUUUUAUUUUCUCAAGGUAGCAAAUUUUUCUAACACAUUUUUUCUUUACCUAAAGUGGAGAGCUAAAAAAGUGGUUUUAGUGACAUUACUGUUAUCUCUGAUCCUUUUGCUUUUAAAUAUUGUAGUUACACUGGCAUGUAUUCACUUAUGGAUUAAUUCAUCUGAAGGAAUCAUGUUUUAUAGUUUGAGGAAUUUGACACUACUUUCCAGAGCUCUUUUAUUCACCAACUCAUCGCAUGUUUUCUUACCCACAGCCUCAGUGUUCAUGUUCAUCCCAUUCACUGUGUCCCUGGUAGCUUUUAUCCUGCUCAUCUUCUCCCUGUGUAAGCAUAUUAGGAAGAUGCAGCUUAAUUCCAAAAGAUCCAGAGAUACCAGCACUAUGGCCCACACGAAAGCCUUGAAAACUGGGUUUUCCUUCUUAAUUAUAUAUGCAAUAUAUUUACUUUUUAUUGUUAUAGAAAUUUCAAGCCUUGGAUUGGUGGAGAACAUGUUGAUCAUUUUGUUUGAGUACUCUUCAGGAUUAGCUUUCCCUACAAGUCACUCAUUUGUCUUGAUUCUGGGAAACAGUAAGCUGAGACAAGCCACUCUUUCUGUGCUACAGUGGCUGAUAUGCCAUUCCAAAGAUAUGGACACCUUGGGUCCCUAA